Messenger RNA from Siniperca chuatsi (mandarin fish), 1396 nucleotides. RefSeq names its product zona pellucida glycoprotein d (gene zpd). The record is from RefSeq and is a predicted model, not a curated record. The transcript has 10 exons. Gene Ontology annotation, biological process: neutrophil migration. Gene Ontology annotation, cellular component: cell surface; apical plasma membrane. Bases 148 to 1344 code for a protein of 398 amino acids. NCBI's taxonomy places the organism in Eukaryota, Metazoa, Chordata, Actinopteri, Centrarchiformes, Sinipercidae.
GAGCUGAACACACAAGCACCGACAGGUGUUCAUAAUUGCAGAGCAGCAGGUGUUGAACACGGCGACAGAGGACAACAUCCCCUUUGGGUGAAAAUAUCGCAUUUAAAAACCAGAUUUAGUUUGAUUUUUACGCAAAACAGUACAGCAAUGAUCCUAAUCGGCUUGAAGCUGAGCGUGGUGCUUCUCCUCGGCUUCACGCGCCACCAUGUUGAGGGAGUCUGCAGUGUGGAGCAUUGCACUAACCCCACAAACUGUGUUCUGUCUAAAGACCAAAGAAGCUGCAAAUGUACCACCGGAUAUUAUUCUGACCUAUGUGACAAAAAUGCACACAUCAGAGUCAUGUGCAGCAGAGACUACAUAGCAAUCAGAGCGAUAGAAGACUUCUUCAUGUAUCACAAUGUGCCGCUGGAGUCCCUCCACUUGCCCAACAAAUCUUGUCGCGCUCAGAGAGAGGUCAUCGACGGUGUGUCGUACUACAUGUCCAGGAUAUCUAAAGACCAAUAUCUAACCUGCGGAGGCAAGCCGCUGGAGAAAAACUUAACUCACAUCUCCUAUUCCCUGAGUCUACUGUCAGACCCUCAGGUUGUUGGAAACAUCAUCAGAGAGCCAGUCAUUAAGCUGGAGUACACGUGCGUCUCUCCAUACAUCAGAAGAGUCAGCCUGCCUUUCCCAGUCGUCCCCUUUUCCACUGAGACGGUGAUGCGCGUAGAUGACCUUGACGCAACGAUAAAGAUGAUGUUGUACACAGACCACUCCUACACUAAGGCCUACAGUAGCGCCCCCACCAUUGAACUCCGAGACAAGGUGUAUGUGGAGGUGACGGUCACAGAGCCUGCAGACUUCUUCCUGCUCCAGAUUAACGAGUGUUGGGCCACACAGUCUCCCCAGGCGAACGCCACAGAGGGAUUGGUUCACGCUCUGCUUCUGAACGGGUGUGCGAACGACCAAACGGUUUCCUUCCUCAAUGUGAGCGCAGGACAGUCAGGCCGUAAUGGAGGAAGUUCCACCAUCCGAUACAGCUUCGACAUGUUUCGCUUCACGGCAGAACCUCACGAGCUCUAUCUGCACUGCACUGUACAGCUGUGCGAGCCAGACGACCACAAGUCCUGCACACCUAACUGCAAUUCAAUCAGUAAGAGAGAGGCAGUGAGAGCAGACCCCACCCAGGGCGUCCUGUCCUAUGGGCCAAUCAGGAUCGAAAUGCCAGACAGCCCUCAAUCCAGCAUACUGACGAGUGUGUUGCUGCCUGUAGCGGCCGUCUGGACCGUGGGCUUCUUCCUCAUCAUCCUCAUCACUGUGGCCAAGGCACGCAGCAGGAGGCUUGCACAAAUGGCAAAGCACUGACAAUGAUACUGCUGUUAGCAGCUUUAAUAAAAACUUUUUUUUUUUUUUUUUU